Messenger RNA from Silurus meridionalis, 654 nucleotides. RefSeq names its product succinate dehydrogenase complex assembly factor 4 (gene sdhaf4). Gene Ontology annotation, biological process: mitochondrial respiratory chain complex II assembly. The transcript has 3 exons. The record is from RefSeq and is a predicted model, not a curated record. The coding region runs from base 92 to 394 and encodes 100 amino acids. NCBI's taxonomy places the organism in Eukaryota, Metazoa, Chordata, Actinopteri, Siluriformes, Siluridae. Gene Ontology annotation, cellular component: mitochondrion.
ACGGGUCUUCACCCAAACGAUGUACGUCAUUUUAGUGCGCCAAAACAUUAUUGUUUAACGUGCUGAGGUUCUGUGUUUCAGCUGAAAAAUAAUGUUACGUUUCUGUUCUUUUAACAAGUGUUUGAUUAAGAAUGGACUGUUAUUAGAGUCGAUGACUGCAGCUUGCUCGAGGACAGCAGGCUACACAACCAGAGAGGAUAAGAAACCCCUUCGCAAGGCAAAGACACCGCAGGGGAAGUUCGACACGGAUGACAAGGGCACAAGAGCUAAAGACGCCUUUCAAAAAUUUCCAGAUGAUGUGAAUCCUUACACAAAAGAAAAAGGAGGCCCGACAGGCCCUGAGCCAACACGAUAUGGAGACUGGGAGAGAAAGGGACGCUGUAUUGACUUUUAGGGGACGUGUGCUUCCAAUGAAGUGUGUCUAAGUGGAGGUGUGUUAUCAUGCAGACACACCAUGUAAUACAUUUUAGGAAGGUGACUGUAUUUUUUUUUUUUAUGGUUGAUGUACCUGAUAUACAUGCACUUGAUUUACUGUUGGUUUGUUUUUUUGUGAAAGAAAAAAAUGACUUUUGCUUAAAAAGUGUGUGGACAAGCCAAUUGCACUAAUGUAAAACAUGAAUGUCAAUAAGAACAAAUAAAAAUAUCAGAAAAAGA